Messenger RNA from Cuscuta europaea, 1225 nucleotides. NCBI's taxonomy places the organism in Eukaryota, Viridiplantae, Streptophyta, Magnoliopsida, Solanales, Convolvulaceae. The record is from the annotation of a GenBank genome assembly.
UUUGUACAGACGGCCUCUGAAUUGUAUGGAAAUUGCAAAAAUGGUAGCCACCAGCUCCUUGAGACGGUGAGCGUGCGGCGGCAUAAUUUAUUUAUCAAUUCCCGCGCACAACACAGUCUGUUCUCUUCCCAUCAUAUGAAAGUUUUCACUUGCUCCAUAAAUUCUAAUGGAUUCAGAAUCGUCACUUUCUUCUGCUAGCACGUUAAACCUCUUCCGCGAAACACCCCAACCGGGUUCAGGCCUAGGGUUCCUCGAUGCGCUAGAAAAACCCGUCUUUCCACCACCUCCUUGUCAAGAAGUCCCCCCCUCGCAGGCUUCGCAAAAUGCGAACUUUACCAUGGAGCCGGUGGUUGUGGAUGGAGUUACUAUGCUAAAGGGAAGAGUGAGUACCAAGGAAGUUUUUGGGUUAUCCAAUUCAGAUUUAGUCCCUGGGAAGUAUGAAGGAGGGCUCAAACUCUGGGAAGGUUCAUUAGAUCUUGUGAAAAUUCUCAACUCAGAAGUAAAAGAGGAAAAACUGUCAUUCAUUGGAAAGAGAGUUUUAGAGCUUGGUUGUGGUCAUGGACUUCCUGGGAUAUUUGCCAUCUCUCAGGCUGCUGCUGCUGUGCAUUUCCAGGAUUUUAAUGCUGAGGUCCUGCGGUGUCUCACCAUUCCAAAUGUAAAUGCCAAUACCCAGCAAAUGGCUAUAUCCUCAGUAAAAUGGAGUUCUGAGGCUGAACUGCGUUACUUUGCAGGGGACUGGGGUGACAUCCACUGCAUUCUUCCUCUUACUGAUGAUAAUGAUAAUGAUAUAAGCGAGGGUCAAACUGUGAAUGGCACUGCAUGUUAUGAUAUAAUUCUCAUGGCUGAAACAGUGUAUUCGAUGUCUGCACUCCCCAGUCUUUAUAAACUUAUUGAAAAGUGCACAAGUAGUCCUCAUGGAGUGGUCUAUGUAGCUGCUAAAAAGCAUUACUUUGGAGUUGGCGGGGGAUCAAGACGAUUUGUUUCAAUGGUGGAGAAACAUGGUGUUUUUAAGGCCGUUCUUGUGGGCGAGAUUGCAGAUGGUUCAUCUAAUGUUCGAGAGGUGUGGAAACUUCAUUUAAAAUCAAACUAACCGUGUAUUUUUGUCCUUUGGUGCCAUUCUUAAUGUAUCAAUUUGGGAAUGCUGGUGAUGAAUUAAAGUAUGAUUCUAUUUUUCCCCCUUGAUUAUAAUAAAUCAUCUUUUUCAUUUUCUGAAUUGCAUUAUCAC